This is a messenger RNA of Cydia pomonella (codling moth), 2327 nucleotides long. RefSeq names its product cell cycle checkpoint control protein RAD9A (gene Rad9). The transcript has 3 exons. Bases 1065 to 2264 code for a protein of 399 amino acids. Lineage: Eukaryota; Metazoa; Arthropoda; Insecta; Lepidoptera; Tortricidae. Gene Ontology annotation, biological process: DNA replication checkpoint signaling; DNA repair; mitotic intra-S DNA damage checkpoint signaling. Gene Ontology annotation, cellular component: checkpoint clamp complex. The record is from RefSeq and is a predicted model, not a curated record.
GCUAAGGUCACCCUGUAUUACUUCGUAAAGAGGUCCUUACGGGCACCAAUGAUGGUGCCAGUACAGCAAUGUCAGUGACACCACUGCACGAAUACAAGCACGCAGCCCAACGCAACUAGUUGCGACCAAUCGCGCGCGUGAUGCGAUCUCAUUAACCAAUUGCGUGGUAGUAUUCCACCGAGGAACACCAAAUGAGAGUGAUCGGUCGAAAUAAUAUAGACAGACCUAUCUUUACUUUUGAAAUCUUUGGAUUUAGGCCAUAAGUGGCGGCCCCUAUUAAAGCUAUUACAGACGGGCGUUCUGGACCGCGACCUUGGUCUGGUCAGAACAAUUCUUUCUUGCUCUCACUUAUAGCUGCGUCCUUAACGCGGUCCUGGACACCCGCGUACCGGACCAUGCCUGUUCGAUCGUAUGGAAGGUGGUCCGCCGUAUGUUCGUUAAGGACGCUGGCAUGGCAUAAGUGAAAGCGAGAUUGAAAUAUUUUGAUCAGACCAAGGUUGCGGUCCGGUUCGCCCGUAGAUGGUAGGAUCGUAUACAUGUGCUAUACCGCGUGCGGCUGUGAGGGAUAGAACAUAGGCAAUGCGACAAAAUUAAAAAUCCGUUUUCAUUUUAACAUUCCUGACAAUGACGACUUACCAAAAACAACCUACAUAAUUUGGUUGGUUCAUGUUUAACACAUUGUUACGCACCAUAAAAAAACGGUAGGCCUCAAAAAACGUCAAUGUCACUUAGGUCUUUAGAAAUAGGCAGAAAGGGCUAUGACAAGAACAAACAAUAAUAGCGCUUUCUCUGCUACUCCUACUGAAAAUUCCGUAAGAGCAUCUCGUUCGGUCAUUUCCCCUCUCCCCCAUGUCAUCUCUAUAUUAUUGUACCUCUAUGGGAGCGCCCGUCUAUUAUACCUUUAAGUCAUAACAAUGAUCAACGGUUUUCUCACUGUCUUAAACAUUCUUAGUUCGACUUGUCAAAACUAAAAAAAAAGAGCUGUCAAGUUCGUCAAAAAUAACCCGCGGUAUAAUUCCGCGAAUUUUUUCCCAAUUUAUGAAUGUAAAUAGACAAAAAACACGAUGAAAUGUCACGUACCAGGGCCAAAUGUAAAAGUUUUAGGGAGGACUGUUCACGCUUUAGCAAGAUUUGGAGACGAACUUUACCUGGAAUCACUUGCGGAUUGUGUGAUGCUAAGGACACUAAACGCAGCAGAAUCCGCUUACGCCGUUGUGAAGUUUAACAAAAACUUCUUUUCUUAUUUUAAUUACAAUUACUAUUCUACAGAAGACAAUGAAGGACUAAAGUGUAAAAUUUCAAUGAAAUCUGCCUUACAUACGUUUAAAUCUCCAACUCAUAUGGAUAAGCAAGUAGAGAAUUUAGAAAUCAAACUCGACCCGGAGUCUUGUAAGCUGAUUUUUCAACUGAGAUGCAAGCAUGGGAUUGUUAAGACCCAUUUUGUCUCAAUACUCGACUGUAAGGCAAUGCAAGCAGUUUACACUAAGGAUUUGGUUCCAAACAGAAUAACAUCUCCACAGAAAAUACUCUCUGAAGCAUUAAGUAAUUUCCAGAAUUCAGAUGACCAGGUAACUCUAGAAGUAACUACACAGAACAUGCUUCUCCGAAACUAUAUAGACACUGUUGGGGAUCUUACCAAAGUGAUUCGGACACAAGUGAUGUUAAAACCUGCUGAAUUUGAUAGUUACACCAUAGGAGCUGACACAAUGAUCACAUUUACUUUAAAAGAAUUUAAAGCAUUGCUAGCAUUUGCUGAAGCUUUAAAUCUACCAAUCCAAAUCCAUUUUGAAACAACAGGCCGACCAGUUGUAUUCAUUGUUCAUAAUGGCGCUACAUUUGAGGCACAUUUUGUUCUUGCCACCUCCAAGGCUGACAGUGGCUCCCAAACUACCACUCAGAACACCACACGCACUGAGAGAACCAAGAGGAAAGAUGUGAACACAAGCCAUGGAUCAGUAAGGAAGAAACCUAAUUUAACUAAAUCAAAUACUGAUAUAUCCAAAUGUUUGGAGGAAGACUCGCAUCUUUUCAAUUUUAUUGAUAUUCCUGAAGAGCCUGCUGCAGUGAAUGCUGAGGCCGCAGCCAAAGAAAAUAGUAUAAUAAAUAACAACCAGCUAGAUAAUAUGGACUGUGAUGUUAUUCCACCCUCUCCUACAGCAGUAGCAUUUGUGCGGAAAGUGUUCAAAAGGUGUUUUGAGCAAACUAUAGAUAUUACUUCUUUACAAGGCACUGUGUUGGCUGAAGACUCGGAUCCUGAGUUGUGACUGUGAUUUAUCUGUUAUUUGUUUAAGUUAUUGUAAACCUAUAUUAAAUUAUCUUUAUUUAAA